This is a messenger RNA of Olea europaea var. sylvestris, 2764 nucleotides long. Its product is annotated as G-type lectin S-receptor-like serine/threonine-protein kinase At4g27290. Gene Ontology annotation, biological process: recognition of pollen; protein phosphorylation. The record is from RefSeq and is a predicted model, not a curated record. The coding region runs from base 116 to 2548 and encodes 810 amino acids. Gene Ontology annotation, molecular function: ATP binding; protein serine/threonine kinase activity. Lineage: Eukaryota; Viridiplantae; Streptophyta; Magnoliopsida; Lamiales; Oleaceae. The transcript has 7 exons.
CAGAUAUAGGACCUCCGUCUUCUUGGAAAAGAUUCAAGAGUUGAGUUGUGCGUUUUACGGUCGACUAAAUGCACCAUUAAGGAUUCUUAAGCUUCUCAAAAUUGAAAAAAGUGAUAUGAAUACUAAUAUGUUUAUAUUCAGUUUGAUUCAUGUACUUUGUUCAUUACUGAAAAUAUUGGCUUUGACCGACAAUAUCGUUACAUCACAAUCUCUAAAUGAUGGUGAAACACUGGUUUCAGAAGGGGGGAGUUUUGAACUGGGUUUUUUCAGUCCAGGUAAUUCCAAGAAGCGGUACUUGGGAAUUUGGUACAAGAACGUCCCAAUAAGAACUGUUGUUUGGGUUGCAAAUAGACAGAACCCUAUAAAAGAUUUGUCUGGCACCCUGAUGAUCAAUAUCACCAGUAGUCUUGUACUUUCAAGUGGGAACAAUAGUGAUGUUUGGUCAACAAAACCAUCGAAGGGCGCUCAAGAUCCAAUAUUACAGCUUUUAGAUUCGGGAAAUCUUGUCGUGAGAGAUAACUUAGAUGGACAAAUGGAUGUUUAUCUGUGGCAGAGCUUUGAUUAUCCAUCUGAUACUUUGUUACCCGGUAUGAAGCUCGGGUGGGACUUGCGAACUGGUCUUAAUAGGAAAUUAUCCUCUUGGAAGAAUUCUGAUGAUCCAUCUCCUGGUUUACUAAGUGAUAGGGUAGAACUUGCUGAAUAUCCUCAGGUGGUUUUGCGGAAGGGAUCAGAAAAGUUCUGUCGAACUGGUUUAUGGAAUAGCCUGCAAUUUAGCGGUUCUCCUGAAUUAAGGCUCAACCCAGUAUUUGAAUUUAAGGUCGAGUUUAACCAGGAGGAGGUUUACUACAUGUACCAGCUCAAGAACAAAUCUGUAAUCUCGAGGCUUGUUGUGAAUGAAACCACAUCUACAGGUCAACGAUAUACAUGGGUGGAAGCAGAUCAAUCUUGGAAGCUUUAUUAUGAAAUACCUCGAGACUACUGUGACAAUUAUGAUCUAUGUGGCGGAAAUGGAAUAUGUUCCAUCAAUCAUUUACCAGUUUGCAGAUGUUUGAAAGGUUUCAAACCAAAGUCGGCCCAAAGCUGGAACUCAAUGGACUGGUCACUUGGAUGCAUCCGCAAUGAGACUCUAGACUGCCACAGGAAACAUGAUUUUAUAAAAUUUUCGGGCUUGAAACUGCCUGAUACUCCAGAUGCUUGGGUAAACACGAGUAUAAGUCCUAAAGAAUGCAGGGAGAACUGCUUGAAAAAUUGUUCUUGUAUUGCUUACGCAAACUCAGAUAUUAGCCAAGGAGUCAGAGGAUGUAUCCUUUGGUUUAACAAUUUGGUGGAUAUUAGAGAGCUUUCGGAUGGUGGGCAAGAUCUUUAUAUAAGAAUGCCAGCUUCAAACAGAGCCAACAGGUCUCCAGUGACUAUAAUAGUGGUGAUUGUGGCUACCAUUACUGGAUUAUGUGGAGUGCUUGUAAGUUACUAUAUUUGCAAGGGAAAGAUGAAAUCUGAAGCGGAAACUGGAGGACACAACACUGAUGCAGGGCGAGAAGAAGAUAUGGAUCUACCCUUAUUUAACUUGGCUACAAUAUUUCUGGCCACUCAGAAUUUUUCUGUAAACAUGAAACUCGGCGAAGGAGGGUUUGGACCUGUCUACAAGGGCACGCUAGAAGAUGGGAAAAACAUUGCUGUGAAGACACUGUCGAAGGAUUCUGGACAAGGACUAAACGAGUUCACGAAUGAAGUUAAACUGAUAGCAAAACUACAACUCAGAAAUCUUGUAAAGCUUCUUGGUUGUUGCAUUGAAGACGAAGAAAAAAUAUUGAUUUACGAAUACAUGCCCAAUGGAAGUCUUGACUCGUUUAUUUUUGAUCAAACCAGAUUAUAUCAAAUAGAUUGGUCGAAGCGUUUCAAUAUCAUAUGUGGAGUUGCUCGAGGACUUCUCUACCUUCAUCAAGAUUCCAGGUUGAGAAUCAUACAUAGAGAUCUUAAAACGAGUAACGUGUUACUUGAUGAAGAGUUGAACCCAAAAAUCUCAGAUUUUGGAAUGGCAAGAAUUUUUGAAGGCAAUGAGAGUGGAGAAACUACAAAAAGAAUUGUUGGGACAUAUGGUUACAUGGCCCCAGAAUACGCUUAUUACGGGUUGUUUUCAAUAAAAUCCGAUGUCUUUAGCUUUGGCAUUCUAAUACUGGAGGUCAUCAGUGGAAAGAAGAAUCGUGGAUUCAAUCAUCCACAAAAUCAAAACCUUAUUGGAUAUGCGUGGAGAUUGUGGACAGAAGGCAGACCACUUGAACUGAUCGAUCCACUGCUGGAGGAUUCAGCCAAUCGACCUGAGAUGUUAAGAUGUAUCCACAUAGGUCUCUUGUGUGUGCAGCAAUCUCCAGAAGAUAGGCCAACAAUGUCAUCAGUGAUUUUGAUGUUAAAUGGAGGGAGUCCAUUGUCUCAGCCAAAACACCCUGGUUUUCUAAUAGAUAUGAUUCCAGGUGAAACACGUCCUCCAUCAAGCAACGAUGAACCAAGUUUGGUCAAAUAUUCUUCGAUUACGGUGUUGGAGGCUCGGUGACAUACUGGUUCAAAAGUAGAAAACCAUGUUAGUCAAGCAACUUUUGCGUCCAUUCAAUGCUAUUUGUUUUGAAACUUGAAGUGUCCCUUGACAUGUUUGGUUUAUUGUAACGUAAAGAAAAGUAGAUUCAAAUCUUAUUCAUUCUAUUGUACAUUAUAUGUUAGUCAUUAGGUAUAUUGUAAUAUUGCAAAGAAAAGUAAAUUCAAAUCUUAUUCA